Molecule: messenger RNA, 975 nt
Organism: Colletotrichum graminicola M1.001
Lineage: Eukaryota; Fungi; Ascomycota; Sordariomycetes; Glomerellales; Glomerellaceae
Product: transaldolase
Exons: 4
Coding region: 1-975 (324 amino acids)
Biological process (GO): pentose-phosphate shunt; carbohydrate metabolic process; pentose-phosphate shunt, non-oxidative branch
Cellular component (GO): intracellular anatomical structure; cytoplasm
Molecular function (GO): transaldolase activity
Source: RefSeq, a predicted model, not a curated record
AUGUCUACCUCUCUCGACCAGCUCAAGGCCACCGGCACCGUCGUUGUCAGCGACUCUGGCGACUUUGCCUCCAUCGCCAAGUACAAGCCCCAAGAUGCCACCACCAACCCCUCCCUCAUCCUCGCCGCUUCCAAGAAGGCCGAGUACGCCAAGCUGAUUGACGAGGCCGUCGCCUACGCCAAGAAGAAGGGCGGCUCCGUCGACGAGCAGGUCGACGCUGCCCUCGACUCCCUCCUCGUCGAGUUCGGCAAGGAGAUCCUCAAGGUCGUCCCCGGCAAGGUCUCCACCGAGGUCGACGCCCGCUUCUCCUUCGACACCAAGGCCUCCGUCGACAAGGCCCUGCACAUCAUUGACCUGUACAAGGAGCAGGGCAUCUCCAAGGACCGUGUCCUCAUCAAGAUCGCCUCCACCUGGGAGGGUAUCAAGGCCGCUGAGAUCCUCCAGCGUGACCACGGCAUCAACACUAACCUGACCCUCAUGUUCUCCAUUACCCAGGCCAUCGCCGCCGCCGAGGCCGGUGCCUACCUCAUCUCCCCCUUCGUCGGCCGCAUUCUCGACUGGUACAAGGCUGCCCACAAGAAGGAGUACACCAAGGAGGAGGACCCCGGUGUCAAGUCCGUCCAGACCAUCUUCAACUACUACAAGAAGUUCGGCUACAAGACCAUCGUCAUGGGUGCCUCUUUCCGCAACACUGGCGAGAUCACCGAGCUUGCCGGCUGCGACUACCUCACCAUCUCUCCCAACCUGCUCGAGGAGCUCCUCAACUCCGACGCCCCCGUCCCCAAGAAGCUCGACGCCGCCGCGGCCCAGAGCCUUGACAUCGAGAAGAAGUCGUACAUCAACGACGAGUCCCUCUUCCGCUUCGACUUCAACGAGGAGCAGAUGGCCGUCGAGAAGCUCCGUGAGGGUAUCUCCAAGUUCGCUGCUGACGCCGUCACCCUCAAGGACAUCAUCAAGGCCAAGGUCGAGGCAUGA